AAUCUCAUAUGUAGCUGCUGUAGACAACACAUCAUAUGGUACUGUAUGUGGACUCUGGUCAAGGGAGCAGCUGGAACUAUCAUAACCCUGUAAAUAAAGACACAGCUACCAAGGAGCCAUGGCCUCCCUUGGACAAACCAUCUUCUGGGGGAUGAUAGUCAUGAUCUUUGUGGCCGCUGGACUCAUCAUCCUCAUCUUGUCUGUGUCAUUUGCAGUUCAGGGUUUAGGGGGUUCCCAGGGCACUGUGGAUAGCAAUAACAAGUGGCCCAUCGGGAACCUGGGGGAGGAUGUCAUCCUGAGCUGCAAGUUCAAGACUUCAACUAACAGCGGGGAAUCGACCAGUCAAGUGUCAAUCACAUGGAAGAAGAAGGGACUCAGCGAAGUGGUGUACAGUUACAAUAAAGGAGCAGUCCAGCUGACGGAGCAGAACCCCCAGUUUAAAGAUAGAACCCAGCUGUUCUCAGACGCCAUAGGUGGAGGCAAUGCCUCUAUGUUGCUGAGGAACGUGAAAAUGAAAGAUGAGGGGGUGUACUACUGCAGUGUGAAUGCCCCUAGUGGCUCAGGGACUGACAUUGUUAACCUCAGAGAUGCAGCUUUCUCGGCCCCCAAAUUUAAGUGGGUCAACACUACCCUGACGGCAGAGGGAGAGAGAUGGUUCCCAAAACCAGAUGUCCUCUGGUUGGACGUCAAUGACAACGUCCUAAACGAGAGUGAAACUAGCUUUUUCAACAACUCCGUCGGGAUAACCCGAUUCAUCAGCUCCCUUCUGCAAAUUACAUUGAAUGACAGCUACACCUGCAUCAUCCAAAACCAUCUGGUGAAGGCUGUCUCCCGGGCAACCAUCAAAGAUAUAGAGAUAUCAACGACGACUUUCUUCUCCUUCUCUACUGCAGCUGCACCGCCCAUACUACUACCCCAAUGGCACAUCCUAGCAGCUACAACCAGUUUAUUUUUCUGGAUCUACCAACUAACCUGAUUAACACAUGCACACAAACUACUCUUCAUAGCCUACAGGCAAGAUGACUAAAAUUACUGUCUGUGGUGAAGUGAACUGGUCUGGUGACUUUCCACUUGCCUUGGUCUGCCUGGAGUCUGAUGGAUUUUGUGUUGGAUUAAGAAGUGGCGACAAACUGUGUAUGUGUGUGUGUGUGUGGCUCAGUGGCGACCCGUCAUUCAGGGCAGGUGGGGCAGUACCCCACCUGUUUUGAGCCCUACAUUUUUAGCAAAAAAAUGUAUAACAAUAAUAUUAGUUUUUUGGGGGGGCUUGCCUGUUUUGCAUGUUAUUUUGGCAUUAUGUGUCACAUAUCAGUUUGCAAACAAUGUAAAAAAAUAUAUAUAUAAUUGAGUUAUUAAAGCUGCAUACAAACAUGGUCUCUUUCUUGAUUAAGGCAGCUCCCAAAUGCAGGUGCUUCAGCCUAGCUCAGUGCUUUCUGUGGUGGUGGGGCAAGCCAGCUUUUUUUCAAAUAGGCUUGGUCGAUUUCGGACACCGGUAAAUUCUUCAACAAAAACCUGUACAAAGUGUUUUGAAAACAACAAGACAAGACUAUAAAAAGAUCAUGUCACCUACAGACAAAAAGUUGGAGAAGGACCAUGUGGAUUCCCCGCCAACCCCGACCACAAACUCGAGCUCUAACAACGGAGAUAAGGGGGGCGUCGUGGUCAAUGCGAGGGCAGCGUGCAGCGUUUGUAGACGUUGAUAUCGUGAGCCUAAAAUUCUGCUGUGUUUACACACUUUUUGCGCAGGCUGCGUUCGUCAACUGGAACCGUUUUCGGUGUCGUCUGGUGUACACAAUGGCAAAGCGGUACAUCUGGAAGGCGAGUCGCCCUCCUCUGCCGUCAAAGGUCUCUGUCCCAAGUGUGACUCUGAGGUGGACAUCCCGUUGUCCGGGGUAGAAUGGCUGACCACUGACCACUUGGCCCUGGACAAAG
Oncorhynchus keta (chum salmon) is the source of this 1929-nucleotide messenger RNA. It is a transcript of the gene vtcn1, whose product is annotated as V-set domain containing T cell activation inhibitor 1. Bases 119 to 976 code for a protein of 285 amino acids. The record is from RefSeq and is a predicted model, not a curated record. The transcript has 5 exons. NCBI's taxonomy places the organism in Eukaryota, Metazoa, Chordata, Actinopteri, Salmoniformes, Salmonidae.